Messenger RNA from Fusarium graminearum PH-1, 1989 nucleotides. RefSeq lists its product as uncharacterized. The coding region runs from base 1 to 1989 and encodes 662 amino acids. Lineage: Eukaryota; Fungi; Ascomycota; Sordariomycetes; Hypocreales; Nectriaceae. The transcript has 8 exons. The record is from RefSeq and is a predicted model, not a curated record. Gene Ontology annotation, molecular function: oxidoreductase activity.
AUGACAGACAACAGCGGAACAUACGGCAUCAAGGGCCUCCCAAGACCCAAGGAUGCUGUCACUCGUCACCCUGACGGUGGUAUUCCCUAUAUUGAGAAUUUACCAGUACGCUAUGAGAUCUCAGUCCUGGCCAGUUCCACAGACCCAUUGCUCCGAAAGCAAUGGACUCUUUUCGUUCUUGCUCUUGAAAAGUUCAAGAUGAAGCCUGUGAGCGAAAAGCUCUCCUACUUUCAAGUCGCAGGUAUUCAUGGAUAUCCUGAAGGCGCUUGGGAUAAUGCCCCACCACCAAAACAAGAUCUCAAGAACCCCAAGAAGGGAGAUCAGCCAUACGGUGGUUACUGUAACCAUAACGGUCUGAACUUUCCCACUUGGCAUCGCCCGUACAUGGCGCUAUUCGAGCAAUGUGUCUGGGACAACAUGGAUGAUGUCAUCAAUCACUGGGUCGAAGAACACAAACUUGACCAAGAUAAGGCAGAACUCGCUCUGUGGAAUGAAGCCAAAGACACCUGGCGCAUGCAAUACUGGGAUUGGGCCCGACAGCAGAGCUACAAUGAAGACUUUGCAUACCCCCAGGUCUUGGUCCAAGGUCCGGAUGAAGAUGGCAAUCCUCGUGCUUUUGGAGAUAUGCUCAAGGGUAAGAGGGACUACAAUAUCGAAGAUGAUCCUGUCAAGCACAACCCUGCGCCUCCACGGGACAAAGAGGAUGUGGCAUGGAUACGGCAAAAAGCACAGGCGAAGACCAAUAAGGACUUCUAUCUAAAAUGGAAUCCUGGUACUCUUGCUGACUCAGUCAACCGCAUGUUCUCACCCAAGUACAACACCACAUGGGGACAGUUUGCCUCGACUAAAUGGACCUACGAGGGUUAUGGCAAUUCUAUGAAUGGAUUUUUGUCUCUUGAGUACAUCCACAACAAUGUUCAUAACAUUGUUGGUGGCUCCGACUUUGCCACUGGUGUUGGUCAUAUGAGCGAUGUUCCAGUCGCUGCAUUUGACCCGAUUUUUUGGCUCCAUCAUACUCAAAUUGAUCGCCUCCUGUCUAUCUGGCAGUGCCUCUACCCCAAACUCUGGUGGGAUCAAAAGGAACCAACCAGACCGGGCGAAGUGAAUGUUCCCGAUGAUACAGAGGAUGACUAUCUUUACCCAUUCCACGACAAGGACAACGGCGGCCCAGUCACCGACGUCUGGAUUGCAAGAAAGUGCCGUGACUGGACUGUCUUCAACUACCAGUAUGAUGAUCUCAUGGACUUGUCUCAAAAGGCCCUCAAUGCCAAGGGAAACCUCGACGAGCCCAGGUUCCAAAAGCUUCUUCAGGCGUACAUUCACAAUACUUAUCCUUGCACCGAACAUCUGCUUCGGGAUAUCAAGGAUAAUCGACAUGUCCACAUCCCCGCUGGGCUCACCCCAGAUGUUCCCAACAUUGAUGACAAUUCCUGGAAGGAUUACAUCAUUAACGUAAGGUAUGAUCGCUACGCCUUGGGUGGACAAUCAUACACGAUCAACUUCUAUCUUGGUGGUCCAACCGACGAGGCUGUCACUCAUUUCGAGCCACAGAACUUUGUCGGCAGUGUCUAUACCUUUGGUGGUGGCUCUCGCAAGACUCUAGAUUCAUGUGCCAACUGCAAGACUCAAGCUGACGCGGGUGUUCUCUCGUGCGCUCAAGUCCCUCUGACGAUCCAACUUCUUCAUCACACCAUUGACUGUACUCAGGUCACUGUGUUGCGAGGAGUGGGACAGCCUAACCAUGUGGUUGCCCCCAAGGUCAGGACUUCUGAGUUGCAGACAUUCAGCGUCGCAGCUGCUGAUAUCUCAGUGUCUGAGUCACCUGCUGUUUCCACGAAUGGGACGAAUGGAACAAACGGUUCGGCCGGAGGGGCGCCAGUCACUCUUCCUCCUGUUUACAAUGCUCAGCCCUAUGAAGCUUUGCCGGAGAUUACUAACAACAAGUACUUUGGUUUGCAGCAUGACGGAACAUACAUGGGUGGUCGUUGA